Messenger RNA from Penicillium digitatum Pd1, 2667 nucleotides. RefSeq names its product PA and RING finger domain protein. Gene Ontology annotation, molecular function: ubiquitin protein ligase activity. NCBI's taxonomy places the organism in Eukaryota, Fungi, Ascomycota, Eurotiomycetes, Eurotiales, Aspergillaceae. Gene Ontology annotation, biological process: ubiquitin-dependent protein catabolic process. The record is from RefSeq and is a predicted model, not a curated record.
AUGCGACCACCACGCCUGCUCAUCUUCCUCUUCUGUCUUAUCUUCUUUCCAAUCCUCCUCACCUUCUUUUCCGCGCUGAUAUCGCCCGAUGUAACAACUCCCAAUACCCUCGCUAGUCAGACAACUGGGCUGCGCACUUUGUUUUCUUUCACCAUACCGUCGUCCCUUUUCCCUCCGUCGGCCAUUAUAAGUCUCACCGACGACAACUCAACCUUCUUCCUAGCCCGGCCAGCGGCAUUUGGUCCGCUGCUGCCAACCAAAGGCCUCAGCGGUCAGUUAUGGGUGGGAAGUGGCUUUGGUGAGGGGGGAUUAGCUGGUGGUGUGGAAGGGGAACUGGGCUGCUCCGAUAUUCCCGGCUGGGGCGAGAGCACCAAUCAUAAGAAACAAGACAAACCCCCCAGGAGCGUGGAGCAGACUUCCGGCAUCUCCGGUGGUAGUACAGUGAAUGAUCAAUCACCAAACCGCCCGCGGUCGGUGUCGCAGGCCGACACUACACCUCAGAAUGAUAGAGAUGAUCCAGCCAACCCACCCUUGACUAACGAUGGCACCGACGAUCAUCUACAUCAUCCACUCGCUGAAUCCGGUGCUUCUAACCCCGGGAUGAGUCAGAAAUUUGGAGAUUACGUACAAAGCAAGCCGCCUGCGCAUGCCGACAUUCAAUCACUACAGGAAACUGCCGAAAUUCAGGGUAAGGUCGUGCUGUUGAGUCGGGGUGGCUGUGGGUUUUUGGAAAAGGCCAAAUGGGCGCAACGACGAGGAGGGGUCGCUUUGAUUGUCGGCGACGAUACUCGAGGUGGCAACUUAGUUACCAUGUACGCACGAGGCGAUACAUCGAACGUCACGAUCCCGGCAUUGUUCACAUCCCACACUACUGCUCAUCUUUUAUCGUCAUUGGUUCCUGGACAUGCCGGUGGAACUGCCGGUUUGGGAGAUGUGUUAAAAUCAUCACAGGCGAAGCUGGCAGGACAGGCUGACGCCAACAAAGAACGGGUGGCAACUACAUCAGCAACAACAGCCAUUCCAAGUCCAACUGCUAGAAGCCAUUCGACAUCCAAGGAGACACUUGCGCCCUCGUCUCCUUCGAAAGGCGGCUUUUUCCGUGCAAUUGGCGCCUUCCUGGGAUUGUGCGAUAAGAACGAAGGUUCGCAGCAUCUGGAAGACAGCCGACGUCCGCCCAGCAGCGGCAACAUUGACUGGAUCAGCCUAGGCUCACAGGAUGAAAAGGAAGCCCCAUCGAGCGCCUGGAGGAGAUCAACUGAUUUCAAUUAUCGUGGUCGGGCCAAAGGAGACGACGUAUUCGACAGCCACAAGGCAGACAUGUCCUCGGAAAGUUCUGAGGAUGAUGACUUUGUUAUCGGUGUCCAGGACUGGAGAGAUCCCGACUUGAUGCCUCCUAAGAGUAGCACACCCCCGACAGCAGGCACCUCUGUAUCUGGCAAAGAUGCAGCUAAGACUGCCAGCGCGGAUAAAGAUGCUGCUUCCUCGCCCAAUGGCCUUCAGGGUGGUAGCAUCACACCAGGAAGUGGAGAAUACCAGAGCAUCGACAAAUCCAGUGCUGGUUUUCAUGACGCGCGCCUCAAGGGGUCUGAAAAAGAAUCUAUCGGAACUCAUGGGAAAUCUGGGUCUUCAACAAAGGGUUGGUUUUCAAGUCACUUUGGAUGGGGAGAUGAUACCCAGCAAGAUUUUCAGCCUUCCUCGUCGCCUUCCCUUCAGAAAAGUACUGCACCAAACCAGCAGAUGCAAAGUAACCCUCACACAUCGAGCCGUCUAAGCGCGGAGUCUUCCGAGCAUGAAGGUCUCUGGGUUACCAUGACACCUACCAGCAUGUCUACCAGCCCCUUUUUCGAUACUCUACUGGUCCUUGUCGUCAGUCCUUUGCUCACACUAACGGUUGUUUAUGCCCUUUUGCUGCUCCGGUCUCGUAUCCGUCGUCGUCGCUGGCGUGCGCCGAAGUCGGUCAUCGAGCGACUUCCUGUCCGAACCUACCACACAAUAACAACCACUUCUUCGUCAUCUGCCAACUCAACGCGUCCCCCUAGUCCCGAUCCUAUCUCCCCGACUUCCCCACUCCUUGGCAAUGAAAGCCGGCCAAGUGCAUCCCGAUCAAACAGGUCACGUUCACAAACUUUCUCGGGCACUAUGCUAGACUCAUCUGCCAUGCCCAAGGAAGAGAAGUGCAACCUGCAAAGCGGAUCUACCUUGUGGCGACGCAAGUAUACAGGAAGGCAGGUGGAGUGCGUCGUAUGUCUUGAGGAAUAUGUCGAUGGCCAGAGCCGGGUUAUGAGCUUGCCCUGUGGCCACGAAUUCCACGUGGAAUGCAUUACCCCCUGGUUGACUACUCGUCGACGAACUUGUCCAAUCUGUAAAGGCGAUGUUGUACGUUCGUUGGCACACUGUCAACCCGGCGAUUCUCGGGGUAAUCGUGAGCAGUCCAAUGACGACGUUCACUCCGCCCACUCAAACUCUCGAGGCAGCGCAUCUUCCGCUCCGUUGCUAAUUGAAGGCGCCAAUGUCGAUGCCUCAGAUCCGGAACAAAAUGCAGGUCUACUUGGCGACCAUGCAAAUUCUGCUCCACCGUCAAGUUGGCGAAACCUGGCUACCCUCAGCUUUUCUGCUCUAAGCGGCGAUACCAUAUGGCACCAGGCUCGUGCAGACCGUAAUCGCUAA